AUGAAUAGGGAUACCGUGAUUUCAAUAGCUGAUCAAGUAGCCAAAUUACCAACAAUAAAAUCAUUUACAUAUAUAUCAGCUUCAGAUGUGUUCCCAUGUAUUCAUCCUAGAUAUAUCACUACAAAAAGAGAAGCAGAAAGCUAUUUAUUUAGAAAAGAUGAAUUCAAGACAAUUGUCCUAAGACCUGGUAUUAUGUAUAAUCUUCAGCGACCUUCAGUUAUGCCUAUUGCCGGAGCACUUCAAUUAUUAAAUGCAAUCACAAGUCCAUUUAAAUCAAGUAUUUCAAGUUUACCUGGUGGAAAGUAUUUAACGACGCCGCCUUUACAAACAGAAGAGGUAGCAAGAGCUGUCAUUUAUGGAAUUGAAAGAGAAGAAUCUGGAAUAUUUGAUAUAGAAGGCAUUGAACGAUUAAGUCGUCAUCCUAUAUAA
Messenger RNA from Cokeromyces recurvatus, 429 nucleotides. RefSeq lists its product as uncharacterized. The record is from RefSeq and is a predicted model, not a curated record. NCBI's taxonomy places the organism in Eukaryota, Fungi, Mucoromycota, Mucoromycetes, Mucorales, Mucoraceae. Bases 1 to 429 code for a protein of 142 amino acids. The transcript has 3 exons.